UUAUCAUAUUUUCAAUACUAUAUGCACACUUAGCUGUAUUGAUUCCACAGUUUUUAGUUCAAAGUUAAAAAUCAACCACGCGAGAUGGCGCUGAAUGUAAAUGCUGAGGCCCGAGAGGAUGGUGUCGAAAAUGUAAACCAGCCGCCACUUUCACCAAAGUUGAAAAAUCUCACAAUAUUCGUGAUGGAGACCUAAAAUGUUUUAGUCAUAUUUCAUCUUGGUGAAGAGUUAUGUGGUAAUUGACGUAAUGACACGUCGUGCUACUUUUAUUUCACACACGCGUUUCCGAAUCUAAUGUCAACAAAAACGUGUUAAGUAUUGGGUGUAACAGUUAUCUCUUAGCUAUGUAUGAUUGAUAACAUUGUCAAUCAAUGUUGUUCACACAAGCCCACAGUAAUAAUAAGACUCAAUGAUACCAGCUCAGCAGCAACGCAAGAUCCUCCAUCUACGCGACGUCGUCUUCAAGGCAUUCGGUGCUAUAAAUCGCCAAAGGAUGGCGACUAGCAGUACCAUUGAUAUUUACAAGAAGAUCGAGACUUUUGUUUUCUUUGAUUUGGAAACAACAGGAUUAAUACGUGGAAAUCGAAUGCCCAGAAUUAUUGAACUAGCUAUGGUAGCUGCAGCCAGAAAUUCCAUCAGGGCGGAUCAAAGGAACAAGCGAGCUUUACCCAGGAUUUUACAUAAAUUAUCCAUACCAAUAUGUCCAGAACAACCCAUCACUUCUUCAGCUUCCUACACCACAGACAUAUGGAAUGAUGCUCUUGAAAAUUUCAAGCCAUUUGAUGAAAGUACUUAUAACAUGGUGAUGCAGUUCAUCCAAAGAUUACCUGCUCCCGUUUGUUUUGUGGCCCACAACGGCAAACGAUUCGACUAUCCAGUAUUUUUGGCGGAACUAGAGAGGAUUAACAAGUCGAUCCCAGAUGAAAUACUGUGUGUGGAUUCACUAACUGCAUUUAAAGAAUUCUACAGCGAAUUACAGUCAGAUACUCCACAACCAACAUUAGAAAACAUCCCAAUGGGUCGUGACGAGGUUGACGAAGAGCUAGCCGCACUUGAAAUCAAAAAGUCUAGAAUGUUGAUUAGCGAUGACAAUUGGAACGACGCUCUGUAUUCUGUCCUUGAUGGAUUUGAAAAAGAAACAUCAAGUAACAGGAAAAUGACAUCGGUUUCUGAAUUUGGUAAAGAUGUAUUGGAUUCAAUAUCCUAUAAACCCAAAGACACUGUCCGUGACUAUGUUGCACCAAAAGUACAAUUGAGCCCAAAGUCUAUGCAGGUUGUUAACGAGACAACGCCAGUGAACCAAAUCAUUAAAGAUUCUGCAGUAAAAGCCACCAUUAAUCCUCGAAACAUUUUAAAUAGUGUAAGAAAGCAGCUAAAUUUUGGUGAAAGCAAACCAAUUAAUUACAAACUAUGCACAAUUUAUGAGCAUAUUAUUGGUUGUGAACCCCAAAAUCAACACUGUGCAGAGGCAGACUGCAUUAGCGUUUUGUCAUGCGUUUGUCAGAUCGGUCAUCACUUUGCUGAGUGGGCAGAUUGCAAUGCGGUAUCGCUUAAUUUGUUUAAACGAAAAGCGGUUCCGUGUACUAAUUGAUUUUUUAUAUGAAAAAUGCACUAGGUAGCUACAAACAUAAACAUAAGUACUACACGGAGAAACAUAUUAGUCGCGAUUCCUAUUUUUAUUAGUCUACUCUUGUCACUGUGAUCAUUUAGUGAAAAAUUGUGGUUUUAUAAAUAUUUCUUUACUAAUCGUGUGAAUGUCAUGUCUUUAACGGAAUGAUGAAAAAAUUGUUGUGCAAUUAUAAAAACAUUGAGAUCUGAGCUAAAAACUUGUAAUCCAAUAUUUGUUAUAAAUUAUCUUCACACACUACUGUUUUUUUUUAAAUUGACUAGUUUACAAAGCCUAUUCAUAAAAGUUGAAAAUAUUUUAUCUAACAUGAAUUUAUACAAAAACAUUGUUUUGAGAAAUUUUGCUGCAUGUGUAUUUGUCAUUUUAAAUAAUAGCUAAGAUAGUGUGCUUCAAUUUACUUAAUAAACAUAAUAUGUCUUUGUUGAGCCAUUUGAUCCGAAAUCGUCGUCAAACUUUGACGUUUCACAAUAAAAGUAUUUUGACUAAAACUCGAUAGUUUUGUUUACAUAUGUGCACACUUCUACGUGUAUACUUGUA
Molecule: messenger RNA, 2164 nt
Organism: Copidosoma floridanum
Lineage: Eukaryota; Metazoa; Arthropoda; Insecta; Hymenoptera; Encyrtidae
Biological process (GO): DNA catabolic process
Cellular component (GO): cytoplasm
Molecular function (GO): 3'-5'-DNA exonuclease activity; nucleic acid binding
Source: RefSeq, a predicted model, not a curated record